Molecule: messenger RNA, 939 nt
Organism: Echinostoma caproni
Lineage: Eukaryota; Metazoa; Platyhelminthes; Trematoda; Plagiorchiida; Echinostomatidae
Source: the annotation of a GenBank genome assembly
AUGAUACAUCAUGUAGUUCGAGUCGUUGGUUUCUUGGUGUCCAUUAGUGGAAUACUGAUCAAUGUGGUUUCUAUCAUUGUUUUGAGCAAAAGUAUGGCACGGUCCGUUGAUCCGGGUCGAAAAGUUUUGUCAAUCAUUGUUCUGCAAUGCAUCCUUGAUGUUCUGGGCUGUUUUGCUUACAUGCUCAACAUGUCUGAAUUCGAUACCUCACCAAACUGGUUUAUUGAUGAAGUGAUUAGAACGCGAGUGGCCUUUUGGUUUUUUGUUCAUUGUCGUGCAUAUCUGAAUGCCUACAAUUCUAUGUGGCAACUAACCCGAAUGAUAUAUCCAUUUUGGAGUACUCCACUAAGUUCACCGUGGGGUUGCACAGCCUUGGGCUUGUUUGUGAUUGGGUUGAAUAUACUUCAAUGUUUCGCGUUCACUCGAUUUCGAUGGUUCUAUUCAUCUGACAGCACAACACUGCGUCUGUUGGAAGAACGUGCUCAUGGGCAUUUGGCUGGGUUGUAUGGACUAUCGAUGAUUGUGUCCACAGUAUUUCGGUACGCUUAUCCACUCAUGAUUAUGUGUUGCGCAUUCAAUUAUAUGCUGGAUGUUUUGCGUUCUCCAUCGGAGCCUGCAUGUCACACCUUGCGAAGUGAACUGCAUAAAACCGCAUUCCUAGAUGGCAUUCUUUAUGGAAUCCUGCUGUUACCACACGAAGCCUGGUUCUAUCUGUUCGUGUUUGCCAAUCCAUACGAAUUAAUCAAUCCCGGUAUGGCCGGAGAUGUUGUGUCAAUGAUCGCCUGCAGUUAUAUGACCGUGUGUCCGUUGAUGAGCUUGAUUCUGCGACAGGCGAAUUACAACCCUUUGAUGGAAGCAGUUAUUCCUCCGGUGAACUAUGAGAUAUUGGGCAAACUAAUUCCAAAAUGGAAAAUAGCCCGUAUUCAUCACGCGGAAUAA